Harpia harpyja (harpy eagle) is the source of this 2427-nucleotide messenger RNA. It is a transcript of the gene CEP76, whose product is annotated as centrosomal protein 76. The record is from RefSeq and is a predicted model, not a curated record. Lineage: Eukaryota; Metazoa; Chordata; Aves; Accipitriformes; Accipitridae. The coding region runs from base 288 to 2213 and encodes 641 amino acids. The transcript is spliced from 12 exons.
CGGGCUGAGCGGCGGCGUCAGCACCCCGAGGCUGGGGCUCUCUGAGCCGGGUUCCCUGGGCUGUGCCUUGAGCUGAGGGGGAAAUAGAUGGGAAUGCUUUAACUCGUGUAUCGCCGGGUAUUUCAGGUCCCAGCGGCUGCGUGGCCUUAACAGUCUUCCCGGCUGAUCAACAGCUUUACACAUCCACGCAGUUUCACAGCUGAGGGGAAGGACAGAAAUUCUGACUUCCCUUUGCGCGUAGGGGAAGCUUGCAAUGGAGAUUUACUACUUCCGUGACUUACCUACAAAUGGAUGUCCACGGCAGGAUAAGAGAAGUUCUUGCUGAGACUAUACGUGAAGAGUUAGCACCUGAGCAUCAGCAGUUAUCCACAGAAGAUCUGAUAAAAGCCUUAAGACAACGAGGAAUCAUUGAUGAUGUUAUGAAGGAACUUAAAUUUGUAACUGAUGUGAAUGAAAAGGAGAGGACUUCAGCUCCAAAACCAUCAACACAUUUUGUUGCCAGAGAACCACCAGUUUUGAAAAGAACUAACAUUGACCCAACACGGAGGUAUCUUUACCUUCAGGUUUUGGGUGGAAAAGCUUUUCUGGAGCAUCUUCAGGAACCGGAGCCUCUGCCUGGCCAAAUCUGUUCUACCUUCACUCUGUGUUUACAUUUUCGAAAUCAGCGCUUCCGUUCUAAACCUGUACCCUGUGCCUGCGAGCCAGAUUUUCAUGAUGGUUUUUUACUUGAAGUACACAAGGGUAGCCUAGGUGAUGGAAGUAAAAUGGUGGAUGCAACCACUAUGUUAUCUAUAUGUGAUCCAGUGCAUAUGGUUCUGAUCAAAACAGACACAUUUGGUGAGACAACGCUAGUAGCAUCCUAUUUCUUGGAGUGGCGAUCUGUCUUGGCUGCAGAGAAUGGCAUAACAAACGUUGCUGUUGAACUCCUGGGUGUGGGUACAGAAUCAAAGGUUUCUGUUGGUGUUUUAAACAUCAGACUGGAAAUGUAUCCACAGCUUAAUAAGACACUGUCUCCGGAAAUAACUAAUACUCAAUUUGCUUUGGAACGUCAGAAAACAGCAGAAAAAGAACGGUUAUUUCUUGUGUAUGCUAAGCAAUGGUGGAGAGAAUACCUACAGAUUAGGCCUACACACAACGUAAGGCUGGUAAAGAUUUUUGCACAGGAUGAAAAUGGAGUAAACCGUCCAGUAUGUUCAUAUAUCAGACCACUUCGAGCAGGCCGGUUACUAGACACACCAAGACAAGCAGCACGAUUUGUCAGUGUCCUGGGUUAUGAAAGAGCUCCUGUCAUCGGAGGAGGUGGUGGCAAACAAGAACAGUGGUGCACCCUUCUUGCUUUUUUAUGUAGAAACCAGGGUGACUGUGAAGAUCAUGCUAACCUUCUGUGCAGUCUUCUUCUUGGAUUUGGAUUGGAAGCCUUUGUGUGCGUUGGAACAAAAGCAAAAGGAGUCCCCCACACUUGGGUAAUGACUUGUGGAACUGAUGGAACAAUUACUUUUUGGGAGAGCUUAACAGGACAUAGGUACAUCCACAGACCUAUCAACCCUGAUGACCCUCCACUAGUUGAACAACCCAAGCCACUGUAUCCUUACCGCACAAUAGGUUGUAUCUUCAACCACCAAAAGUUCUUUGGAAAUUGUCAGCCCUCUGAUGCUGUGGAGGUCUGUGUGUUUGACCUGCAUGAUGAAUCUAAAUGGAAACCAAUGAGUGGAGAAGCAAUAAAAUCUGUAUGUUCCCCUGGAACAACGUCUUCAGUUCCCCCUUUUCCUCCUCUGUGUGCUUCCACAAUAGAUGCUGCGGUAACAAGCAAUGAGAUAGAAUUGCAGCUGAGAAUAUUGGUCUCUGAACACAGAAAGGAUCUUGGCCUUUCCACUGUUUGGGAUGACCAUCUAUCCUAUCUGUUGUCACCAGCAUUAGCAGCCUAUGAGCUCGAACGUACAACAAGUCUAUCUGCAGGAAACGAAGAGUUUCAAGAUGCUGUAAGAAGAGCGGUACCUGAUGGCCACACUUUUAAAGGGUUUCCUAUCCAUUUUGUAUACAGAAAUGCCAGGAGAGCAUUUGCCACAUGUCUUCGGUCUCCUUUUUGUGAAGAAAUAAUCUGUUGUAGGGGAGACCAAGUGCGCCUUGCAGUUCGUGUACGAGUGUUUGCGUACCCUGAAUCUGCAUGUGCUGUUUGGAUCAUGUUUGCUUGUAAAUACCGCUCUGUCCUUUGAAAAAAACCAAAAUCGUUCAGACCCUUUUAGAUCUGCAAAAUAAUAUAUGUGGGUAUAAAAUUAUGCAAUUAAAAACUAAUAUCGUAUUUUAUAUAAAUGCCAGUGAUUUUGAAUACCACAGUGUGUGUAUUGAAGAGGAUUGUGUACACAGUAAUGAUUGUAUUUAUAAAGAUAAUUUAGUCUUAUUUUUAAUAAAGGUUACUUUUAAUACCUA